UCUUCUAUCAAAAAAGUAAAAUGCUAGUAUGCUCAGUAUGACUUCCGUUUUAGUGAAGUAAACAUGGCUCCUACAAUAGCUGUCAUCUUAUUCUUUGCUGCCGCCUUUGCAACUUCUGAGUGCAAGGAAUAUUAUUAUGCAUCUGCAAGAGUUGAGAGUUGCAGUGGUUGUCGUCUAAGCCGGCUUCCAGAUGUUAAACAAUUUAUCUUUGAAGAUUUACCUAACUAUAAUAACGUUGAAUUUAAACAUAUUCCAGGUGCAGUUCCAGAACUUCUUCUCUUUAAUGAGAAUGAAGAGGAAGUGGAAAGAUUACCUUUGUCUAGCUUGACACGGGAAGAAUGCAAUAAUCUUUUAAUUUCUAAAGGCUUUACAAAAAAGACAUCAAAAGAUGAAAUAUAAAAACAAAUGAAGUGUGUAUGAAUGUAAUGUCUGUAAAUUUGAGAAAUAAUUUUACAAUAUCUAUUAUAAAAUAAGUUAUUUUGAUAAUCGUAUUUCUGUUAUCAAUGUAAUCAUGUCUCUUUUGUUGAUGUAGUAUGUUUUUAUGUUUAUUUGUAAAUAGAAAUAGGUACUCUUCUAAAUCAAAUUAAAAAAACCCUUUAAUAAAUACUAAUUACAGUAAAGGUAGUAGAUAUAAUCCAGGCCCAAAGUUGGUAUAUGUAAAAUAUUAAAAAGGGAGCAUUAUAUAUAUAUACAUGUAUAUAUAUUGCACUCUAUUAAAUAGUUUAUAGUGGAAAUAUAAUUAGAGCACAAAGUAGCUAAUGUAGUAGGGAUCUUUUGAUGCACAUGUUGCUGUCUUUGAGUACCUCAUUUUCACAUAGAUGAGGGAGCGUUAUAUUAUCUCCCUUUGGAGCUGCAAUCUGUGAUACAACUACUAGAUCCAUAAUGUGACAAAAUUGAUCAUUAUGGAAUGCUUGGGCUUCUUUACUCAAAAGUUUUAGUUGUCGAGCUUGGUUAAAUUUUAAUAUUUUAUAAAUAAAACUAAUAAAAUUUUAAUAAAUAAUGAUGAAUAUGAUUAAUGUAUUUCAGUAUAUUAAAAGAAACUGAAAUUUAACCAAGAAUUCAUAUUAUUUAUUUUAUUACAAAUAAAAAUAAAAUAAUUUUAUUCAUGAUAGCUCUUGAUACGACUGAAACUUCUGUAGUAGGGUAUCCUAUGCAUAUUUAUUUUAUUCAUGUCCUACACAAUGUUGUUUCUUUUUUUAUUGUAACAUUGAUUUAUUUAUGUAAGUUAUGUACACAAAAGACAAACAAAAAUUUGAACUCAUAGAAAAUUUGCACAAGAUUAUAAUGAAGUUAAUUAAUAUAAAAGUAUAAGUAACUUAAGUAUAAUAAUUUUUUUAUUUACGUGAUGUAUUUAUCUAUAUUUAAAAUAUUACAAUGCACUUGCAAUUAAAUUGUUUAUGUUACUAAAUAUGUAUACCUAUUAUCUUCUAAUAAAACCAGUAACUACAGAAGGAUAAGAGAUUUUAUUAAAAGGACAUUACAUUUGUUUGCUUCUAAUUUAUUCUAACAGUAAUAUAUUAAAUAAACGUGUUAAAGACAAUUUACAUCAUUACGUUAUUUGAUUUUUAAACAAAUUACGAAUCAUAUUUAAUGAAUAACGCUGCUAGUUUAUUUUAUAUAUGCAUUAAAUUACAAACUUUUCACUUUUAAAUCAAUCUACAGUAUCAAUAUUACCGCAUGUGGAAUGUCAAUUUCCAUUCAAUAUAAUAAUUCCAACUUGUCAAAUAAGUAUACAAAAACUUUACUUUCCUUGAUUAUAUGAUCAUCAUUUUCCGAUUUUGUUUUUUCCUCUUCUAUUUCCAUAACCAUAAUACAAAUAAAAGCAGAAAUAUAAAUAAGCUAAAUUUAUGUCCUUAUAUGUACUUUCACUGAUAAUGAUAUAUUACAAUAUUAUGUAUUAUGCGAUAUAUUUGUUCUUAUUUCGUUUAAUUUGCAUCUGUUAUCAAUCUGUUUUAUUAACUAUAGAUUAUAUACACUAUUUAUAUUAAUAGUUAGUAAAAACCGCAUAGGUCGACGUUGAUAUAAUAAACCAGUAAUUACUAGGUUUUUUUAAACCAAUCAUGUAUGUUUUGCGUAGAAUAGAUAUCUUACGUGUCUAAAAGUGAUAUAUACAUAAAUAUCAUAAGAAUAAGUUUCAUAAAUC
Molecule: messenger RNA, 2143 nt
Organism: Frieseomelitta varia
Lineage: Eukaryota; Metazoa; Arthropoda; Insecta; Hymenoptera; Apidae
Product: selenoprotein M-like
Exons: 4
Coding region: 64-399 (111 amino acids)
Cellular component (GO): endoplasmic reticulum lumen
Molecular function (GO): oxidoreductase activity
Source: RefSeq, a predicted model, not a curated record